GAAAGUGAUGGACUUGAUACAGGCGUCGCCAAAAUGCAGUUAUCAGGCUCAAAGGAGGCUGAGGCUGAGGAGGUAGGCUGCGUUAGCCAUGAAGACGAAAGCAUAGGUCAGGAUGUGCCAACCGCUGACGGAAAUUGCUUUCCUUCCGGAGACUGCAGUACCCUUGAGGCCAUGUUGGAUGACCUGGCGAUAGCCUGGGUGGAUGAAAGUCUGGCUCAGCCUGAGGCUUCGAUAUCAAACCGAUCCGCCAGGUUAUUGCACAAAGCGAAGGCCUACAAGAGGGUUAGGAAGCAGUAUUUCGAUCGCAAACAGCGUUCACAAAAUAGUGCCACCGGUAGAAGUUCCUGGUCCGCUCUGCCUACCCAAUCUCAACGCCACAUGCACCUGCUUGGUGACUAUCCGGAACCAUUAACGCUGGAGCAGCUAUUGGCUAGUCAGAAAGAACAGAAAGCCUACCUCAAGCGACAGGCUGCCAUGAUCCACGUGGAUGAAAUCCUCCAGAAGGCCAAAGACGCUGAAUGCAUUGGCAGCUGGAAGAAAGAAUACCACAAGAAACAGCGAAGCCUCUCUGCUGUCUACAGACAGAAGAAUUCUGAAGCAAUAAAACAAGAGGCCCUGGACCGCAUUCAAUACGCACCAUUUGAUACAAAUAAGAAGCAGAUGCUCAUAAUGCUGCCUACUCAAUUGGAACAGGAGAAAAUGAAGCCGAAGCCUGCCAUUGCAGGAGAGCCCCCGCCUCCGCAUCUAGAUAAGGGCGUUUUACUUAUGAUGGAAAAAGAACGGGCGAAAAAGGACAAAAUGCUGUACCGUCAAGUACACCGAUUGUCCGACUAUAUAGACUCGAAAGUUACGGAACCCGUACAGGGGUCUAGGGCUGAAUUAGAAGACGCGAGCCAGAAUUUGGCCCUCGCCCUGCAACUGCAAAUGCGGUUGAGACGGCGACGGGACGUUCUUACGCAACUGAAAAUGACAACACAUCCCACCGCCUUCCUGUGA
Molecule: messenger RNA, 996 nt
Organism: Dibothriocephalus latus
Lineage: Eukaryota; Metazoa; Platyhelminthes; Cestoda; Diphyllobothriidea; Diphyllobothriidae
Source: the annotation of a GenBank genome assembly